This is a messenger RNA of Echinostoma caproni, 1353 nucleotides long. The record is from the annotation of a GenBank genome assembly. Lineage: Eukaryota; Metazoa; Platyhelminthes; Trematoda; Plagiorchiida; Echinostomatidae.
AUGACCCUAUUAUCUUCCGUCAUCGCUGGAGGAUUUGUACACACACAUUCAGCCCCCACCAUCCCCGCUCCCGACAAGUUUUGUCUCGGGGACGACUUUUCCCUGUGGGUAGCUGAUGCAAAAAACUAUGUGGAUUUGUUUCUCCCCGCCGAACGACGGAGAGUUCUGUUAUCACUCCUGGAUACAUAUGCUAGUGCUAUUGUAAUACAGGAUGGCAUCUUGGAUGACGAAAUCACAGACGACACGUUCACCCAGCUCCGAUUCGCCCUCACAUUCGAUGUUUGUGUACGCGCCCUCCGCCGAUUGGUGAACGUUGCGUUGCCACGAGAGAUCCGGGAAGAGAAAGUUCUUCAUCAGAUACACGUGGGUGUUCGGAACGCCGGCCUCAUCCGAAAGUUCCACCGCUACAGACCGCAGACUGUACAGCAGGCGAUCGAUACUGCGCGGGAGGAGGAACAAUUGGACGAUGUUAUACGUCAGUACCAGGUGUCGGCACCGUCGUACGCCAUGGCUGCCGGCCCUUCCAGGACACCUCAGGGUUACAGCCGCCCACCACAGCCCAACCCCGGACCAGCAGGCGCCUACCAGCGAGGUCGUGGCCGAGUUCCUCGUUGGUCAACAGAGCGCGGCAACUGUGAUUACUGCCGACGAUUUGGUACACGGGCCCGGUUUUGCGGACACAACGACCCAAGUGAGUCCCAGAGUGUUGUACCCACCGUACCUAUUUGCCCCUUUCGUGAUAAUGCACUACCCACCCAGUCAAUUUUAAUCGAUGUCCUGUUAUGGGGUAAGAAGGUGCAAGCCCUAGUAGACACAGGAGCAGCUUGUUCGCUGGUGAAGUCGACCGCGGUCCCGCGCCAUGCUAGAAGUAUCCCGACACCCUGUAGGAAUUUGAUUGCUGCGAAUGGAGCGCAAAUUGAAACACAUGGUUCGGUCAUUGCAUCGCUCCAGUUAGGCGACCUGCAUGUCCAGCAGCAGUCGAUAGUCACACCACACCUUCCUUGGGACGUUAUCCUAGGCGUCGACCUCCUCCGAUCACAAGGCGCCGUGAUUGACAUAACACGCUCGCAUAUGACGAUCGGAAGCGAAGUGAUACCAUUCUGCAAAGGGGGCACGUCAUACUUCGACCCGGUUGUAGCGUCAGCAGCUUCACGGACGGCGACCUGGUCGUUUGAGACUGAUAUUGCGACACGGGAAGGGUUCGAGAAGGUCCUGGCGUGUUCGCUUGGAAUGACACCGACAUCGGACGCACAAAGGCCGUCCAGCACCACAUCAAUACGGGAGACAGUCGUCCAAUCCGUUGUGCCCCACGCCGCAUACCCGUCCAUUACCAGAAGCAACUCCAAGAAAUGA